AUGAAUAUUCCAUUCCUAAAGCUUCCAUAUGUGGUACAACUCGAAGUACUGAAACAAAUGGAAUGUCAAGAAGUGUUCUUGUUGAGUCUGUGCUCUGAAAAGUCGAAAAGAGUGGCUCAAAGCCUGAUUAUGAGACCAAUGAAAAUUGUAUAUGCAUUUCAUGAAAAACGUGUUCUAGUUUCUGUAGCGCUCGAUGAUCAGUAUGACCGGAUACAUUGUGUCGCUAAUAUGAAAUUUGUCUCAUCCAUUCCUAGUGAUCAGAUGAGGCCUGUGACGCUAGGAGGAAAGGAGAUUAGUUGCAUAUUUGUUAACGAAAUUUCAACUAGAAAUAAAUUCAUUCACGCUAUACACUGCCUUGAAGAGCACUCAGCUUUGGAAUCUCUCCAAAUCCAUAUGAACAACUUGUUCCGCUACCAACCACAUAUUGAACUAUACGUCUACUCACUUUGUUCUAUGUAUCAAUCUGGAAUUAUCAAGAAUGUCACUGAUUCGUGUUUUAAAAUAGAUGAGUUUAACACAGAGCAACUCGACAAGUUACUGGUGAUUUAUCCUAACCAGAAUAGCCUUCACUUAACCACCAAACUUAUUGGACCACCGUUUAGGAAUGACUCAAAAUUAUGGGCUCUCAAAGGAUUGGCUUUUCGAAAAGUAGAAGAUGCGAUUGUUGGUAGGGAAAUAGACGAAAAAUGUUCGGAAAUAAUACGGAACUUUGGUGGAAAGUAUCUGCUCAUGUUCAAUGUAGUCUAUGAUAUCGAUGACUGGAUACAUGUGAUCAGAAAUUGGAAAACGAAAGAAGCAUAUCAAAAAUUAAAAUGUUUGUAUACAAAGGCACCCAGGGGAACUGCUAUCGAACAUGCCAUGACGGAAUUCAAUUUCGUGAAGUGGGAUGGUCAGAGAAGACCAAGAAUUGCAAAAUUCGAUCCGAAAAUCAUCAAUAUCGUAACAAGUUUUUCUGAAGGACACGACUGCUCCCACUGGCUGGAUAUACAACAGGACGGCGGAGGGAAGUGGGCCUCGAUUAAGAUGACACAUAAUUCAAUAGAUUUUGCUGUGUGGGACUAG
This is a messenger RNA of Caenorhabditis remanei, 1062 nucleotides long. RefSeq lists its product as uncharacterized. Lineage: Eukaryota; Metazoa; Nematoda; Chromadorea; Rhabditida; Rhabditidae. Gene Ontology annotation, molecular function: protein binding. The transcript has 3 exons. Gene Ontology annotation, biological process: embryo development. The record is from RefSeq and is a predicted model, not a curated record. Bases 1 to 1062 code for a protein of 353 amino acids.